Messenger RNA from Puma concolor (puma), 1716 nucleotides. It is a transcript of the gene RIOK1, whose product is annotated as RIO kinase 1. The record is from RefSeq and is a predicted model, not a curated record. NCBI's taxonomy places the organism in Eukaryota, Metazoa, Chordata, Mammalia, Carnivora, Felidae. Gene Ontology annotation, molecular function: protein serine/threonine kinase activity; ATP binding.
AUGGACUACCGGCGGCUGCUGAUGAGUCGGGUGGUUCCCGGGCAGUUCGACGACGCGGAUUCCUCGGACAGUGAAAACAUUGACCUGAGGACCAUCAGAGAGGAAGAUAUUCUGUUUGAAGAUCUGCAGAAGAAUGUGCCUGAGAAGAUGGGCGGAGGUGAUAUGGAAGAGAAGGAGGAGGAGGAGGAAGAGGAGGAGGAGUAUGAUGAAGAUGACUGGGAUUGGGAUGAUGGAGUUGGAAAACUCACCAAAGGUUGUAUCUCAAAUGCAAGGAGUAACCCACAGACAAAUCAGCAGACUUCCAACUACAAUUUGGCCAAAAUAUCUACUCCAGCAGACAAGGUCUUACGGAAAUUUGAGAAUAAAAUUAAUCUAGAUAAGCUAAAUGUUACUGAUUCUGUCAUAAAUAAAGUCACCGAGAAGUCUAGACAAAAGGAAGCAGAUAUGUAUCGCAUCAAAGAUAAGGCAGACAGAGCAACUGUGGAACAGGUGUUGGAUCCUAGAACACGAAUGAUACUAUUCAAGAUGUUGACUAGAGGAAUCAUAUCAGAGAUAAAUGGCUGCAUUAGCACAGGAAAAGAAGCUAAUGUGUACCACGCUAGCACAGCAAAUGGAGACAGCAGAGCAAUCAAAAUUUACAAAACUUCUAUUUUGGUGUUCAAAGAUCGGGAUAAGUAUGUAAGCGGGGAAUUCAGAUUUCGUCAUGGCUAUUGUAAAGGAAACCCCAGAAAGAUGGUGAAAACUUGGGCAGAAAAAGAAAUGAGGAACUUAAUCAGGCUAAACACUGCACAGAUCCCAUGCCCAGAACCUAUCCUGCUAAGAAGUCAUGUUCUUGUCAUGGGUUUCAUUGGGAAAGAUGACAUGCCAGCGCCACUGUUGAAGAGCGUCCAGCUCUCAGAAUCCAAGGCUCGGGAGUUGUAUCUGCAGGUCAUCCAACUCUUGAGAAGAAUGUAUCAAGACGCCAGACUCGUCCACGCGGAUCUCAGUGAAUUUAACAUGCUGUACCAUAGCGGAGGUGUGUACAUCAUUGAUGUUUCCCAGUCCGUGGAGCAUGACCACCCACAUGCCUUGGAGUUCUUGAGAAAAGACUGUGCCAAUAUCAACGAUUUCUUUUUGAAGCACAGCGUUGCCGUGAUGACUGUGCGGGAACUCUUUGAAUUUGUCACAGAUCCAUCCAUUACACAUGAGAACAUAGAUGCUUAUCUCUCAAAGGCCAUGGAAAUAGCAUCUCAAAGGACCAAGGAAGAAAGGUCCAGCCAAGAUCAUGUGGAUGAAGAGGUGUUUAAGCGAGCAUACAUUCCUAGAACCUUGAACGAAGUAAAAAAUUACGAGAGGGAUGUGGAUAUAAUGAUGAAAUUGAAGGAAGAGGAUAUGGCCAUGAAUGCCCAACAAGACAAUAUUCUGUACCAAACUGUUACGGGAAUGAAGAAAGAUUUGUCAGGAGUUCAGAAGGUUCCUGCACUUCUGGAAGAUCAAGUUAAGGAAAAGGCUUGUUCUGAUUCAGAUGAUGCUGGAAGCUCUGAGUGUUCUGACACAGACUCUGAAGAGCAGGGAGACCAGGCCUGCUCCAGGAAACCCACUGCUGACCCUGAAAUUGAUAAAAAGGAAAGAAAAAAGAUGGUCAAGGAAGCCCAGAGAGAGAAAAGAAAAAACAAAAUUCCAAAACAUGUGAAAAAAAGAAAGGAGAAGACCGCCAGGAUGAAAAAGGGCAAAUAG